AUGGUCUCAGCACCCUCCCACCGACCCCCCAAACGCCUCGCUGUCUUCUGCGACGGCACAUGGGUGGGCCGCGAGACAGCCGUCGACGACGCACCACCCAGCAACAUCCGGCAGCUCGCCAACAUGGUCGGCACCGUGCAGUACAAAACCGACGACAAGGCCGCGGCAACCGUGCAUCCUAUCCAACCUCACAAGAACGCCUCUGGAACUUCUACUACUACUGCCCCCGAUGCCAUCGUCGCCGGCUACCAAGAAGGCGUAGGCCUCAACAAAAACUUCAUGCAGUACAUCUGGGACGGCGCCACCGCCUCCUCCAUCAGCGAAGAAUGCAUCUCCGUGUACAAAUUCAUCGUAGACAACUACACCGCCGACCACGAAAUCUGGUUGUUCGGAUUCAGUCGCGGCGCCUUCACCGUGCGCUGUGUCGCCGGCAUGAUUAACAACUGCGGCAUCAUCAAGCGGCGCGCCGACUACACUGACGACGAAGUCUCGCGCCUCUGCUACGAAAUCUUUCGCACAUAUCGCUCUAGUCUUCCCGUUGACGCGCCCAAGAGCGAGGAGUGUCAGCGCUGGAAGGGGUUAGAAGAUAGAGUGUGGCAGGUUAAACGCCCGAUUCGCUUCAUGGGCAUCAUAGAUACGGUGGGCGCGCUAGGGAUACCGCGGUUGAGCGCGGGAGUGGGCUUCGAUUGGAGUCCGUUUGAGUUUUUCGAUAUGAGCAUUUCGAGCGUGGUGCAGCAUUGCUACCACGCACCCUGCCUACACGAUCGGCUGUGGAUCUUCCAGCCGUGUCUUGUGGCUGCGAGCGAGGAGACGGCAGGGGACGAAAGAGAGGCAAGGGCGAGUAUCACGCAGAAAUGGUUUCCGGGCACGCACUACGAUGUCGGGCGUAUGACGUUUCGGUUUGUGAGGCAGAGCCCGACGAAUUGGAUUGAGGAGGCGUUGGGCUGGCUUCCGAACUUGCUGUCGCGCACGAUUUAUCCGAACCAGGUGCUUAGCGAUGCGGUGCUAAGGUGGAUGGUGGAAAGUGUACACACUGUGGAUGAGCGGUCUGCAACACCUAUUAUGCCUGGCGCGCAGGAAUGGAUACAGCAUCUUGGAGAGAGAAUGGGCGAAGCUGCACUAUCGGCUUCAUCAACUGAACAUCAACACCUGAGAACUGGCAGUGGAGACAUCUACGGCGACGUGCUAGCUUAUGCACCCGGCGGCGUCGUGAUUAGCUCGGUGCAAAAGACUUCGCGCUCCAUCACUUCUCUCCUCAACGGCGUCUUGCCGCGACUCGGUGACAAUAUCCAAAGCGUGCUGGGCGUCAAGACAAUCAUCGGUAUCCUGACAAACACAGCCGAUCGCCGUAUCCCAGGCACGCAAGCAGAAAUCUAUCCAUACACAGAGCCAGAGAGGGUGACGGUCAAGGGAAGCGAAGUUGUCUUCACAGUGGAAGAGCUGGCACGAAUGAAGGAGGUAAAUGACGUGGGGCAAGUCAGAUAUCCGAGUCAAAGCUUCCAGUCAUUUCAGCUUUGGAAAGAGGUGUUUGGGAAAAAGGAAAUUUCAUGUGGACACUGA
Molecule: messenger RNA, 1560 nt
Organism: Bipolaris oryzae ATCC 44560
Lineage: Eukaryota; Fungi; Ascomycota; Dothideomycetes; Pleosporales; Pleosporaceae
Exons: 1
Coding region: 1-1560 (519 amino acids)
Source: RefSeq, a predicted model, not a curated record